This is a messenger RNA of Malus domestica (apple), 1599 nucleotides long. The record is from RefSeq and is a predicted model, not a curated record. Lineage: Eukaryota; Viridiplantae; Streptophyta; Magnoliopsida; Rosales; Rosaceae.
GUAAUGGGGAAUCCCAGUGGGAGUAGAGAUGAUGGAGAAGGUCCUCCUGGAGUUAACAACUUUGGAGAGUACUGUGAUGGAUAUGUAGAAGAACCCAUGUCUCGGAGCCCAUCUCUUUUCUUCACUUCCCGAAAAAUGUCUGAAGAACAGUAUUCUCAAAUGGGAAUCUCUAUCUCUUGGUUGGAUGUUUGGAUUGGCAUUUGUAAAUUGACAAUAUUACUGUAAGGGGGUGAAAAUUGUUUGCUUUAGUUGAGUGCAAUUUGUAUUAUUAGUUUAUGGAAAGAAUGUGGCAUCAUGUAUGUGAUUUUCACACUUUCGUUGUCUCCUUCGACACUCGUCCCUUUUUUUGUGUCUCUGGAGUCGCAGGAUAUAUUCAAUCCAAAGGCUAGAAAAACUGCAAGGUGGAGUGCAGAGAAAAAGGAAGUGCGGAAAUCAUUUAUCUUUUACUGUUUGAUCUUUUAACAAUCAUAUGAUAGAUCUUUCAAGUUGAAGCAAUGAACUGAAGGUCAAUAAUUUAUUGACACUUAACAGUGUAAUUAGAAUAAUUUGAAAUUUAUUCACCUGUUGUAUCUGUUGGUUCAAGAAACUGUCUCCUUCUGCUAAGGUUAUACUUUCUAGUUUUUUUCUAAAUAGAAAACUAAUUGCAGGUGAAUUUGUCCAUUUCAGAUACUUGUCUUUUCUCUAGUAUUUACUAUUUACUGUGAUGUACAAAAGGCAAUCAAAUUCCCCCCUGCAUGCCUAUAAAGCACACAGGGAUGGAGCUCUCUAAAUUUUAUCUGCAUUUUCAGUAUCCUGGGGAACCCUUACCAAGACCUGCUGAGGCAUCAUCGCAACAUACAGUAGUUAAUCGUAAUGUACAUGAUGAGAAAUUGAUGUGGACGAAGAUCUCAUGGAAUCACGGUGGAAGCCAAGUUGCUAUCACAGGAUCAUGGGACAAUUGGGAGAGUAGGGAGCUCUUGCAGAGUAGAGACAAUGAUUUCCUUACCAUAAAGUUGCUUCCACCAGGUCUCUACCAGUACCAUUUCAUUGUUGACGGGUGUUUGAUGUGUGAUCCAGAAUGUCCAUGGGUCUAUGAUAAUUCGGGGAGUGCGUAUAACAUCUUGGAUUUACAGGAAUGUGUUUCAGAAUUGCCUCAGCAUCUGGCAAUGUUCGAACCUCCUCCAUCCCCACCUUCAAGCUACGACAACAGACUCUUAAGCGAAGAUGAUUUCAGUAAACCUCCGCUGGAAGUACCCCCACAACUACACGUAGCAUUUCUAAACAAGCCAUCAUCCUCCAACAACGGCGACCAGCCACCAAUGCCUCAUCCUUCACAAUUGAACCAUUUGCACAUCCAGAACCAAAUUGGCGGCGAGUUUUUUGCACUCAGCUCUACACAUAGGUUUCGUAAUAAGUUUGUCACAACGGUAUUAUACAAGCCACGGAGAAUAGCAAAUCAGUGAUUUUGUAUCUUUAUUUUGUGAGUAGAAAAUAUUUCAUAGAAGUAAUAUUGUUUAGAAGAUUGCUGUGACUUACUGGGGUUGAGAAAUAGUUAAUGUAGGUAAAAAAAAAAACCAUUUGGAUGGUUUGCCAAAAUGUAAUGAACGUGUUCAUUUUGUA